Clunio marinus is the source of this 222-nucleotide messenger RNA. The record is from the annotation of a GenBank genome assembly. Lineage: Eukaryota; Metazoa; Arthropoda; Insecta; Diptera; Chironomidae.
AUGUUUUAUGUGAUUUUUGAACGUAAAAAAAGUGCCUUGCAAAAGGAAAGCAAGAAGCAGCAAGAAACAAACAGUAAAAAUGAUAAAUUUCCAGAAGCGCGUUUUGCUACACAUUUUGAUGGUUGGAACCUUGAGCCUCAAGCUUACAUACCAUUGCAACAAGCUUUGUCAUCACAAGCAAAUUGGGUAGUGAAAAUUUUAUUGCUAACACAGCAGAGUUAA